ACUCCAUUUGACUUCUUUCCACUGGUUCGUGCCGUGGGACACGGACUCCCCAACACCUCGGACAAUGGGCUCCCAUCAGCAGAAGGGCGAUGGCCAAGGGAUCUCUGAGCAGCCUGGUGGAUGCCAUGGCAGUGGUGGCGGAGGAGGUUCAUGCCACGGUGGCAGUGGAGGAGGAUCUCUAGGAUACCAGACCCACGGAUCAUCCUGCCAUGGAGGAGGAGGAGGCAGCAGCAGCUGCGGUGGUGGUGGUGCUAUUUACCAGACCCACAUAUCAUCGUCCUCCUUUGGAGGAGGAGGAAGCUCAGGUCAACAGAGCCAAGGAUCCAUCAGUGGCAGCAGCGGAGGUGGAGGAGGUGGUGGUGUGUCAGGCCACCAGGGACAAGGACCCAUCUGCAUUAUUGGAGGAGGAGGAGGUGGUGGUGGUGGAGGUUCAGGCCGCCAAAGUCAAGGUUCCAUCUGCAUUGGAGGUGGUAGCAUGGGAGGAGGAGGUGGAGGUGGUUCAGGCCACCAGGGCCAAGGGCCCAUCUGUAUUGGUGGAGGUGGAGGAGGAGGAGGUGGUUCCAGCCACCAGGGCCAAGGCCCCAUCUGCAUUGGAGGAGGAGGAGGUGGUGGUGGUGGUUCAGGCCACCAGAGCCAAGGCCCCAUCUGCAUUGGAGGUGGUAGCAUGGGAGGAGGAGGUGGAGGUGGUCCAGGGCACCAAAGCCAAGGUCCCAUCUGCAUUGGUGGUGGUGGAGGAGGUGAUGGUGGAGGAGGUGGAGGUGGGGGUGGUGGUUCAGGCCACCAGGGCCAAGGGCCCAUCUGUAUUGGUGGAGGUGGAGGAGCAGGUGGUGGUUCAGGUCAUCAAAGCCAAGGCCCCAUCUGCAUUGGAGGUGGUAGCAUGGGAGGAGGAGGUGGAGGUGGUCCAGGGCACCAGAGCCAAGGUCCCAUCUGCAUUGGUGGUGGUGGAGGAGGUGGAGGUGGGGGUGGUGGUUCAGGCCACCAGGGCCAAGGCCCCAUCUGCAUUGAAGGUGGCAGCACAGGAGGAGGAGGAGGAGGAGGAGGAGGUGGUGGUUCAGGUCAUCAAAGCCAAGGCCCCAUCUGCAUUGGAGGUGGUAGCAUGGGAGGAGGAGAUAGAGGUGGUUCAGGCCACCAGAGCCAAGGUCCCAUCUGUAUUGGUGGUGGUGGAGGAGGAGGAGGCAGUUCCAGCCACCAGGGCCAAGGCCCCACCUGUAUUGGAGGUGACAGGAUAGGAGGAGGAGGAGGUGGUGGUUCAGGUCAUCAAAGCCAAGGUCCCAUCUGCAUUGGAGGUGGUAGCAUGGGAGGAGGAGGUGGAGGUGGUUCAGGCCACCAGGGCCAAGGGCCCAUCUGUAUUGGUGGAGGUGGAGGUGGGGGUGGUGGUUCAGGUCAUCAAAGCCAAGGCCCCAUCUGCAUUGGAGGUGGCAGCAUAGGAGGAGGAGGGGGAGGUGGUGGUUCAGGCCACCAGGGUCAAGGAUCCAUCUGCAUCAUUGGGGGAGGGGGGUCAGGCCACCAGAGCCAGGGAUCAUCCUCUUUUGGAGGAGGUGGUGGUGGAGGUGGUUCAUCCAGUUCUGGCGGUCUGUCCAUUCAACAGCACACCCAGCCAAUCUCCUGGCCACCGAAAACUAAACACAAGUAGUACCUGCGGAAGGGACUCUUGGAUCAAGAAAGCCCAAGAUGCAAACAUGCUUCACAUUUCUUUCUCUAUUAAAUUUAAGAAUAUUUGCAUUAUUCCUUUCUUCUCCUCAUUAGGAUUUUUCUUUUCAGCUCUCCAGCUGACCAGAACCUCUGGUGUUUUGUAUCAAUAACUUCCAGCCGGGGUUAUUUCAUCUGUCUGUUAUC
Messenger RNA from Aquila chrysaetos chrysaetos, 1836 nucleotides. RefSeq names its product titin-like. The coding region runs from base 210 to 1229 and encodes 339 amino acids. Lineage: Eukaryota; Metazoa; Chordata; Aves; Accipitriformes; Accipitridae. The transcript has 3 exons. The record is from RefSeq and is a predicted model, not a curated record.